Talaromyces rugulosus is the source of this 1458-nucleotide messenger RNA. RefSeq lists its product as uncharacterized. The coding region runs from base 1 to 1458 and encodes 485 amino acids. NCBI's taxonomy places the organism in Eukaryota, Fungi, Ascomycota, Eurotiomycetes, Eurotiales, Trichocomaceae. Gene Ontology annotation, biological process: proteolysis. The transcript is spliced from 3 exons. The record is from RefSeq and is a predicted model, not a curated record. Gene Ontology annotation, molecular function: aspartic-type endopeptidase activity.
AUGAUGUGGAGUACGCUUGCUGUUUUCCUGGCCGUUGCAAAUUUCGAUGUCGGGCAGGCCAUUUCUCUUCACAAGAGAGAUGUAGCGACUGUGGUAUCACUGGAUAUCACGCGAAACCAUGUGCCAGAUCCAGCAACCAGAGACCUCAGGCGGAGGAGUAUGACGGUGAUUGAAUCGCUUGAUAAUGAGGAAACGCUAUAUUUCUGUAAUGUCACCCUAGGAACGCCAGCCCAAAAAGUACGCCUGAGUCUAGAUACUGGAAGCAGUGAUCUAUGGUGCAAUACUGCCUCUUCUACUCUCUGUAGCGGCAAAGGCGACAACUGUGCUACAUCUGGAACAUAUGAUGCCAAUUCUUCGUCGACAUACGAAUAUUUAUCUUCCGAUUUCAACAUCUCAUAUGUCGAUGGCUCUGGUGCUGCGGGUGACUAUGUCACUGAUACCAUUUCGAUUGGCGGAGCGACUCUGAAGUCUUUCCAAUUCGGUAUUGGGUAUUCAUCAGAUUCAACUGAGGGUGUGCUUGGGCUCGGUUAUCCUAUCAAUGAGGCCGAGGUCAGCCGAGCUCGAACAUCUCCCUAUGCCAACCUCCCGAAGGCCAUGGUUGACGACAAGCUAAUCAACUCAAAUGCGUACAGCUUAUGGCUGAAUGAUUUAGACGCAAACACCGGGUCUAUCCUUUUCGGUGGAGUCGACUCUGAUAAAUAUAUUGGUGACCUCGAGACGCUGCCUAUUCUGCGUGUCGACGGAGAAUACGCCGAGUUUCUCAUCACUCUAACGGGGGUCGCAUUUGAUAAUGGCUCAACCGACAAAAAAUACAAUUCUUCCGAUCUCCCGGCCGCAGUCCUUUUGGAUUCUGGGAGUAGUUUGACAUACCUCCCAGACUCGAUAGUGGAGGAUAUAUACGAUGAUGUUGGUGUUACUUAUGAUACCGCCAGUGGAGUAGGCUAUGUUCCCUGCUCGUAUAUGAACGACGACAAGAAUUUCACCUUUACGUUUUCGAGCCCGUCCAUUUCUGUUGACAUGAGCGAGAUGGUUCUUGAAGCCGGAACAGGAUCAACGUAUCCUGAUGGAACCUCCGCAUGUGUCUUUGGCAUUGCCCCUGCCGGUACCAGCACCGUUGUCCUCGGUGACACGUUUCUUCGAAGCGCAUAUGUUGUGUACGAUAUUGCCAACAACGAAAUCUCCCUUGCCCAGACAAAUUUCAACUCGACAUCGCAAGAUAUCCAAGAGAUUGGCACUGGGUCUUCGAGCGUUCCCGGAGCGACUGCUGUUUCCAAUCCCGUCACUUCAGUCGUCGGAGCUGGAUCUGAUGCAACCGCCGUGAUAACUGGUGCGGUGGCAUCUGCCACUGGCAGUAGCGGUGCAGCAACCACGAGGAGCAGUUUGAUGGGUGGCUUGACGCAUCUACCUGCGGUAAUGACAGUGGCAGGUUUUGUAUUGACGCUCUGGAUGUGGACUUGA